This is a messenger RNA of Fusarium fujikuroi IMI 58289, 1383 nucleotides long. RefSeq lists its product as uncharacterized. The transcript has a single exon. Lineage: Eukaryota; Fungi; Ascomycota; Sordariomycetes; Hypocreales; Nectriaceae. The coding region runs from base 1 to 1383 and encodes 460 amino acids. The record is from RefSeq and is a predicted model, not a curated record.
AUGGACAUCUUUGCGACUUUACCGCCGGAGCUUAUCGCGCCGAUACUCAGCAAUUUGCCCGAUGUCAGAAGCUUAUACAGCGUCGCCAAGGCGUCGCCGCAUAUCUUUCACUUCCUGAACGGGACUUUGGGAGCCGAGGUUCUUGAUAACGUCCUCGACUCAUCAGCACAGAAUCUUGCGACAACGCCAUGGAUCCCACACGUCCUGCGCCUGGUAGCCCUCAUCAGGCAUUCUUCCGCGACAAACCCACCAGCAAGGAACCUCGCCACUUUUAUCACAAAGUUCAUCAUGCCGACCUCGUUUCAGAAUGCCCAGGGAGACCGCGUUCCAGAUAUUCAAUCGAGUCCGCCAUCUUGUAUCCCACGCAUUCGUCUUGCCCAUGUGAUGCGAGAUCACAAUUCCAUUACGCCGAGAGAAAUGCUGUUCCUCUUUCGGAAGAUCAAGCUGCUUGCAGGAGAGGCAUUUGACUUCUUUCAUGAGAGAAUCAAAGCGACCAAACCGCAGCACCUGACUGACAAGUGCUACCAUCUUGGCACGCUUCCUUGGAAUCGACGGCCUGAUGGCCAAUUAUGGGGACAGCCAUACAAGCUCAACACGGGCGGUGAGGCGUCCUGGUAUGAAAUGCAGAGAAUCACCCUCGGCUUUUGGUGUCUCCAGUUGUGCUAUGAGCUCAGUAACGCUGCUUCUGAAAAGCGACUGAACUGGUCAGCUUCUGAUAUUGAGGCAAUCCGUGACAUGGGAUCCGGUGAGACGUGCCUGUCGGGACUCAGGAAGUCAAGCUUGUGGAUCGCUCGAGAACCUUUAUGGGCUGCUUUGCUUUACGUCCGACAUUUGGAAGGUUGCUCGGAUGAAAGUUCUUGUGUUGGUGAUACUGAUGUUGUGAAUAAGGGUUUGAGCGUUUUCUUCAACACAGGUUUCAAACCAGUGGAGGGAAGCCACCUGCAACUACCCCAUCCAAAGAAAAUUGCAAGCUUCGCAUGGCCCGCUGUUAUGCUGAAGGCACCCCCGUUUCCUUGCGUUGACCCAAAUGAUGCUUUUACUUAUCACUGCCACAAAGUUCUAGUCGGAUGUAAGGGUUUGAGAUGGGCUGGACCACUUCUGUGCCCCAGAGGUACUCCCAGAUUGAGUGAAGGUUUGCUAUUCCGGCCAUUCAGGAGUUUGGGCUUUGGCAUCUGGGAUGAUGAACGAUUAGUGACGAUGGAAAUGCUUGAUGACCCCCAGAAUAAGAGACCGCGGAGAUUCCACGUCUGGUGUCAGGACCAAGUCUUCACUUGGACAAGUCUUUUGAGUAGUGAAGAGAAAGAAGAUCUGAGAGUGUACCAAGAGGCUUUGCAGUUAAGAGAGGAACAGGAAUUCGGUGAGUUGAUUGUUGGUGCGAACUAG